Messenger RNA from Klebsormidium nitens, 1176 nucleotides. The record is from the annotation of a GenBank genome assembly. Lineage: Eukaryota; Viridiplantae; Streptophyta; Klebsormidiophyceae; Klebsormidiales; Klebsormidiaceae.
GGAGCACACACAUUUUCCUCGCAAGAAAGGCGACUUUUUAGAGCUGCCGCAGAAACAUUCCUUCUGUUCCUUCGUUUUGCUCCGGAAUUGUGGAAAUCAGGUUUCCAAAGGCGCCCCCUGCAAUGGAGGCCGCCCCUGCACAGGAUGGCCCGCUUCAGCUUGAAGGUGGUCGGUCAUGGCGGCGGGGUCAAAUGGACGAGGACAUUGAUGCCCUGCCGUACAUUGACAUGCAAGGAGUCACAGAUCAGAGUUGGAAGAAGGAGGUGGAAAGAAUGAUUGCCGAUGAAAUGAAGCGCAGCACAAAGAAACCGGCAGAUUACCUAGCAGAGCUCCCGCCCGCCCCAACAUUGAAUUUUGAGAACUGUCCCUUGUUGGCCAAGGAGUAUGAGCGGGUGAAGGCCGGCAAGCCUCCAAUUCCCCUGGAUAAUUCUCGGUACAAAGUGGACCCCCCCAUCAAGAGCCGGCAGGGGGAUUUGGCAGCUUGGCGGUCGGCGGUGGCAAACGCUCAGGCGCAGCUCCGACACCAAGAAAUUAGGAUAGAAAAUCUGGACCUAAUGUUGAAGUAUGGCGCCAAUGCGUGGCUCACUCACAACCAGCAUCUAGAUGCAACCAGCACUAGGCUACAAGGCAUUCAAGAAGCGUAUCGGGACGAGAUUGACACAACCAACAAGCAGCGGAAGUCAACACAAGAGUCGGCAGCCUUUGAGAUUGACAGGUUGUCGAGCCAAUGGCUGGAGCUUGUUCGAAAGAAUCUCGACAUCUCCGCUGCAUGUCAAGUGUUGGAGGAAAAGGUGGACGCGCUCCGUCAAGAGGGCGCCGAAAAGAACAUAGACUUGAGGUCAUGAUGUCCUGUCGCAGAUCAAAUAUUUCACACGAAGGCAACGCCCUGCAUGUCGAUAUGGACACUCACUAUUUUUCGACGACUGAAGACAAUUGCCUGGCAAACUUAUUCUCAUUAUUUGCAUGAUAACAUGGCCGGCCCUUGCUUUGUUAAGUAUUAGGGAUGCCGUGAGUUCAACCUCAGUACUUUCUUAAAGAACUCGAGAAACUUGACAAUUGUCAUGCAGUCGGUCAGGUCUUUCUCCUUUGGCCGGAGGUUAUACGGUCUGGGGUCAAGUUGUCUACCCAUGCAUACUUUGCAGGUAGCCUUGAAACUUGAAUUGUGGUGUAUUCGGC